This is a messenger RNA of Procambarus clarkii (red swamp crayfish), 2215 nucleotides long. Its product is annotated as G2/mitotic-specific cyclin-B3. Gene Ontology annotation, molecular function: cyclin-dependent protein serine/threonine kinase regulator activity. NCBI's taxonomy places the organism in Eukaryota, Metazoa, Arthropoda, Malacostraca, Decapoda, Cambaridae. Gene Ontology annotation, cellular component: cytoplasm; nucleus; cyclin-dependent protein kinase holoenzyme complex. The record is from RefSeq and is a predicted model, not a curated record. Gene Ontology annotation, biological process: mitotic cell cycle phase transition; regulation of cyclin-dependent protein serine/threonine kinase activity.
GGAACGGUGCGCGCUGAUUGGUCGAGGCUGCUCCCGCUCCACCAAUCACCAGCCACACUUGCCAGCCUCACCAAAUUUGAAGUAGAGUUGCCCCGCAAGAUUUCAACAUCUAGCAAAAUAAUCAAUUGCAAAGUGCAACUUUAGGCGUCGGCGUGGGUCGGGAGGCGUAACAAGGUAUAGUAGAGACUGAACAAUGGCCUCACGUCCAAACACCCGAGGCUUAACAGUCACCUCACGUCCAGCCACCCGGGGCUUAGCAACUCGAACUCAGGGCAUUAAGGCUGUACAAGGUGUGAAGAUUCAUAAUGAAAACUCCAUCCGCCCACCUGUCCUAGGAAAACCCAGCUCCAGCUUCCUCCGUGAUACUACGAACAAAGUGUUGGGGCUAAAACGUAAGGCUGAAGGUGCUCUUGAGGAACAGAAAAUCACAAAAAAGAGGUCUGCCUUUGGUGAUCUUACAAAUGCAAUUGAGAAGAAAAUAAAUGAUGGUAAGAAGGUUGCAGCACAGAAGGGAAGGCUGGUGCGUAAUGGGUCCACAGUAUCACUGCGCAAGGUGGCCAAGCCUUCUAUUAAAAAUCCAGUGCAGUCAUUAUCUAUGAAGAUAACUGUUCCCGAACUUCUUACAAUCAAGGUCGAAGAAGCAAAGGAGGUAUCAUUUUGUGACACACUUCCCAGUUCGCAAGACACUAUCUAUUCUCAGGAGACCAACAAGACAGAUCUCGACGACUCUGCUGGAUAUGUGACAGCAUCUGAGGAAAGGUACAAAAUACCCAAAGCUUCCCUUCACUCUACUGCUGUGGAAAUUAGUAGUGUCCCCGUGAUAACAAGAUCCCCGGUAAAACAAGUGGUGGAUGACAAGCCUCAGUUGCCAGAAGGUGUGGCAGAUUAUGACAAGGAGAUGGAAAGUGACCCUUUUGCUAUGGCUCUUUAUGCUCGUGACAUUUUUAAUUACUACAAAGAGAGAGAGAAUAAAUUUCCAAUCGACAAGUACAUUGAUCGACAACCAGACGUAUCUCGAAGCAUGAGAUCAAUCUUGGUUGAUUGGAUGGUUGAAGUUCAGGAAUCAUUUGAAUUGAAUCAUGAGACCCUCUACCUUGCUGUAAAAUUAGUGGAUCUGUAUCUGGCUAAAGUUGUAAUUAAACGUGAUGUCCUACAACUAAUUGGUUCUACAGCCAUGUUUAUUGCUUGUAAAUUUGACGAAAGAACCCCUCCAUAUGUUGAUGACUUCCUAUAUAUAUGUGAUGAUGCCUAUAAAAGGAAGGAACUGCUUUCUAUGGAGAUAAAGAUUCUUAAAGUGAUUGGUUUUGACUUAGGAAUCCCUCUGUCCUAUAGAUUCCUCCGGAGGUAUGCCAGGUGUGCCAAGGUGAACAUGGAAGACCUUACUUUCACUCGUUAUAUCCUAGAGAUGGGGCUAAUGGAUUAUGAACUGAUAGAUUCUUCAGAUUCUGCUCUUGCAGCUGCUGCUCUUUUCCUGUCUCGAAUCAUUAAAGGCGAGCCCACGUGGACCCCCACGCUUCAGUAUUACUCAGGAUAUACAAUGGAGGACCUGUACCAUCUUGUACACCUUCUCCAUAAUAUGAUUAGCCAGCCACCCAAAGAACACCUCAAAACUAUCAGGAAUAAAUAUUCUCACAAAGUGUUCUAUGAAGUGGCUAAAAUCCCCAUCCCAGAGAAGAUAGUAUUCUAAGGCUAGAAUUAUGGAAGGUGCAGACGAUUUUCGUGUACAAAUAUUUAUAGAUGAAUCAGUGAUUACACUGCCAGGCUUUAAGCCAUAUUGUUGUGUCCUCAUUACCUUGGGUGGUCCUGAACCAUACAAGACAUUUUAGUGAUCAUAAGUACAGAUUUUAUAUUUUAAGUGUUCAUUUUCACUCUGGCAUGCUGUCCCAACUUUUAAGUUAAGCUAUUAGAUGAUUAAUCAAAAGAUGCAUAUCAUUUUAAAAACCGUUCCUUGUACAAAUUCUUUGUACUGUUCUGUUUUAUACACAUUGUUGGCAACUUGAGUGAAUAUUGUAGAUAUACUGUACAUAUAUCUUGUGUAGUUUAGGUAUAUUAUAAGGAGAUUUUAAAACAAAUGCUCAUUUUUUCCAAUAAUUUGUUCUUCACUGCUCCUGAAUUAGAUCUAAAAUUUCUUUAGUGUAUGACUAUUUCCAAAGACUAUAAUCAAUGUAUUUUUUAUGCAUCAAGUUCAUGGAUUAAAAAUGUAAAAAAAAAAGAA